AUGGCGGCUUCCGCGGACUCCCACAUCCUUCGUGCCAUCCCUCCAUUGAGCAGUAAUACAAUGGCCCGUCUUCCCGCCAUUUCAGGCCGACCAGCCCCCAAACGCAAGCAUGACGGUCCCUCCUCCCCGGCCGCCCACAAAGCUACUCAAGCCCAAGUCACAAAGGCAGCCAAGCGAACCCUGAAGCGUCAGCAGCUCGUCGCAACUGCGAAAGCUGAAUCAGACCAGGCAAAGCCUUCCUACGGCUUGAAGCCAACCAUCUCCAAGUCUGCUCUUCGUAGGAGGAAACGAAAGACUAGGGACGAGGCUGUACUUGGCCAAGGCGGCUUGGAGGGGAUGCGGGAGGAGAUUGAAGAACUCGACGAUGACGAUGAUGGCGGAGAAGACGAUAUCUUUGCCACUGCGGCGGAAAAUCAUCAGCAUGGUAGCGAUCCUCGCUCUUAUACCUCUGCCUCCUCCUCCUCUGGGGCAAACAAAGUAGGGAGCAAGCUCCGCAGGCGUGUCCUUGCGCAGGAGCAGUUGAGGCAACCACAUAUCCUGCGUGACCUGCGUGGACCAGCCAGCGGUGGUAAAGGAGCUGGGCUCAGCGCCUUCGCUGCUAUCAGGGAGCACGCAAGAAACACGAUGCCUGCCGCACCAGCACAUCGUCAGCAAUCGUCCAAGAAGCCCAGGGAUGGCGACGUUGCUAUGUCAUGA
Jaminaea rosea is the source of this 696-nucleotide messenger RNA. RefSeq lists its product as hypothetical. The coding region runs from base 1 to 696 and encodes 231 amino acids. Gene Ontology annotation, cellular component: 90S preribosome; nucleolus; preribosome, small subunit precursor. Lineage: Eukaryota; Fungi; Basidiomycota; Exobasidiomycetes; Microstromatales. The record is from RefSeq and is a predicted model, not a curated record. The transcript has 4 exons. Gene Ontology annotation, biological process: maturation of SSU-rRNA from tricistronic rRNA transcript (SSU-rRNA, 5.8S rRNA, LSU-rRNA).